AUGGCCAAACCCUCCAAGCUUGAGCAUGUCACAAAAGUCGUUGACCCUCAAGAGCUGUAUGGAGUCAUCACUCAAGCGUCGUCCCAAAAUCCCGCUGAAGUCCACGCGUCGAGUAAACGCGUCGAAGAGUUGUUGAACUACUUUGGGACUUUCGAUGGUUUACAUGAGAUCGCCGCCACCCGAUCAGUGCCGCUGCCCGUGAGGAAGCAAAGCAUUAUUCAAUUCAAAAACAAGGCAUUGAAUCACUGGAGAUCACGAAAACUUUUAUCAGAUGAACAACGAGUGAGAAUCCGGUCACGAUGUAUGACUUUCUUCGACGAGGAAGAUGAUACGAUUGUGGAGUGUAACGAAGUGAUUGUCGCGAAGAUUGCUCGACAAGAUUACCCCACGCACUGGCCUUCCCUGCUAGCCGAUAUCAUGGACGUCAUUCGCGCAAAUCUUGAAGUCUUCUGUGGUUCUCCUAACGACAACCCGCGGUCAACUCUUGCUCUUCGCAGGGGUCUUGCGCUUCUUAACAGUGUCCUGAAAGAGUUCAGCGGCGUCAAGCUACCAGCUGGCGUUAAAACGAUGAUCAUCGAUCAACUGCACGAAGAGAUGUUUGCUUACUACUCCAAACUGUCGUCAAUGAUUUCCGCACUCGUGCCGCUAGCGCUUAGUGAUCAGCGCACCGCUGACAAUCUCAUUGUAGCUCAUUUCAUCUACAAGUGUCUCGUAAAGAUGGCUCUAUGGUUCUGGCCUAGACUCUCUCAGCCUGACAGCGGGUACGCGAAACUCGAACCCUGGCUUUUCCAGAGUUCAACCGGACAAUUGAAGAUACUGUCUGAACUUCGAAUCAACCUCGUUCUUGCCUUAAGAGCAUCCGGAACAUCAGACCGUCUCACGCUUUUGUCCAUUGACAGACUGACCCGUCAUGUCCGCGUUUUUGGGAAAUUUUUCCGCAGACUACAACAACUUAAACCCGACAAAUUUGUUCAGCUUCCGACAGGUAACGAAAUUGUGCUUUACUAUUGGGAUAGAGUUGUGCAAGCUACCAAUGGUCCGCCAGAGCUAAUUCAAGACGCUCCGACGGCGGUUUUCCCGGUGCGCUUUCUUCUCCAGGCCAUGGUCCUGUUCAAGGAGAAUCUCUCGAAAUGGACGCCGUUUCGUAAAGGUGGCCCAAAAACCGAGACUAGUAUUGACUGUCUUUGGGACUUGUGGUCUUGUGCUGAUGAGAGUCGCCUAGCUCUUUCGCAAGAGUUUGUCGAGGAUGCCGUCCGGCUUCUCGUGACACGUUUCAUCCCCUUGAACCUGGCAGACCUCGAGGGUUGGAUGUCCGAUCCAGAAGAGUGGGUCAAUGUAGAAGACAAAGAAAACGAUCAAUGGGAGUAUGAAUUGCGACCAUGCGGUGAACGCGUCUUAAUGACCCUUUCAUCGCAAUACAAGGUUUAUGUCACGCCACUACUUGAGACAACCUUCAAACAGAUAAUCGCGCAACCAACGGUUGAUUCGGCAAGUGUCAUACAAAAAGAAGCUCUCUAUCCAAUCAUUAAGCGCCGUAUAGCAUGGCUUAUUGGAAAAUGGAUCAGCGACAUGUGCUCACCGGCCAACGAUCCGAAUGUUUGGGAAAUUUUGAUUCAUUUGCUGCGAGACAGAGGUCCCGGCACGGAUUCUGUUGUUCGUUUGACGGCCGCUACAGCCUUGCGGGAGUGUGUCGAUACUGUUCAGUUUGACAUCGAUGUCUUCGCACCCUACUUGCCCACUGCGGUUACUGAACUUGUGAAGCUUAUGGGUGAGGCGGACACAAUGGAAGCGAAACAGCGUCUAGCCAAGAGUCUCAACGUGGUGAUCGAAUGUGCGGGUCCUCGACAUGGUUUAGGGACUGCUGCGGGUGAGGAGUGGUUAUUCAAAGCUCAACUCUUAGUGGUCGUGACAAGUCUAGUCUCGGUGAGUUUUUCACAUCACAAUACCAGUGAUGCUCAUGUACUACAGGCAAUGAAAGAACAUUCGUCUUUAAAUGCAAAGGUUGCCAUUAACCUCGAUGAAGAUGCGCUUAAUCUUUGGCUUGCUGCUGUACGCAACUCAUCGUCGUUGGGCUAUGCUGGUGGACCCGGUCUCAUCGACCUGGUCCCUCUAGCAGUCUCUUUGUUGUCGGACAAUCUAGAUUUGCUUGGCAAAAUAGUGUCUAUAGUCGAGUCGUACUUGUUUGUCGACGCUCCUGCCAUCUUGCAGAGCUUUUCCCAACCGCUAAUGAAUGCUUUUGUGAAAGCGCUUACAGGACAGGCCAUAAUGACUAAUCAGAAAGACAUACUGGUUUGCCUCCAAUUCCUAACUCAAUUGGCGCCCGCUACGCUUUGGGGCCAAGCUAUGCAUUUUGCUGGUUUGUUUAGUCACAUUGUCAACCUUCUGAAUCACGACGAGAGCUCUUCAAUUCUGCUCACCGAAUGCAUAUAUCUGCUUGCCAGGAUUGCCCUAGCAGACAGACAGAUGUUUUUGCAGCUUGUAUCAGCAACAGCGGAGACUGCGAAUCUUCCUGAAGCUAAAAUAUGGGAAGCAGUGCUAGAUCAUUGGUGGCGGCAGUUCGACCAUAUGUCAGAGCCUCGCCAUCGCAAACUAGCUGCUCUGGGCAUUGCAUCCCUAGUAUCAACCGGUCGUCCUGAAGUGCUUGAUCGCUUACCGAACGAGAUUUUCAACCUCUGGACAGACGUAUUCUUUGAGGUCAAAGAGAGCAGAAGCUUGGCUGAAAAUGAGGAUGCCGGCCCCUUGACACUUCACUGGGACCUUGAUCAGGUGCCGCAGUCGUACUAUGCAGAUUCUGAAACCACCGUCGAGUUUGAUCGUCGAAAAAUGUUCCUGGACAACGAUCCUGUUCGCACUACACAGCUCACUAAUUAUGUGGCUGCAGCAUUACAGGAAGCCGAGCGCAACUGCGGGGGGAUUCAUAUCUUCAAUCAGUAUAUAAACAAGACAGAUCCCACUUUGCUCAAGCAACUCCAAAAUGAACUUCAGACAUAG
Suillus bovinus is the source of this 2991-nucleotide messenger RNA. Its product is annotated as ARM repeat-containing protein. Bases 1 to 2991 code for a protein of 996 amino acids. Gene Ontology annotation, molecular function: small GTPase binding. The record is from RefSeq and is a predicted model, not a curated record. The transcript has 18 exons. Gene Ontology annotation, cellular component: cytosol; nuclear envelope. Lineage: Eukaryota; Fungi; Basidiomycota; Agaricomycetes; Boletales; Suillaceae. Gene Ontology annotation, biological process: protein import into nucleus.